AUGGCAAGAAGAAUUUUAUCUUCUCUAAUCUUGAACUUCAUCUUUCUUAAUCUUUUCAAUUGUCAGCUUGUUUCUAGCUCUCAUUCAGAUAAUGAUGAUCGGAAGACUUAUAUCGUAUACAUGGGAAGAAAAUUAGAAGAUACGAGUUCUACUCCUUUGCAUCAUAGGACAAUGUUGGAACAAGUUGUUGGCAGCACUUUUGCUCCAGAACACUUGCUCUAUAGCUACAAGAGAAGUUUUAAUGGAUUUGCAGUGAAAUUGACUAAAGAAGAAGCUCAAAAGAUUGCUCUUAAGGAGGGAGUGGUCUCUGUGUUUCCAAAUGGAAAGAAACAUGUUCAUACAACAAGAUCAUGGGAUUUUAUGGGUUUUACACAAAGUGUUCCUCAUGUAAAGCAAGUGGAAAGCAACAUAGUUGUCGGAGUACUAGACACCGGAAUUUGGCCGGAGUCUCCUAGUUUCAAUGACGCAGAUCUCGACCCUCCACCGGCCGGUUGGAAGGGUGAAUGUCAAAUCUCCCCUACCUUUCAAUGCAACAGAAAAAUCAUUGGAGCUCGAUUAUAUCGUAGUGAGAACUUUUCCCCAGAAGACAUUCAAAGCCCAAGAGAUUCUGAAGGCCACGGCACGCACACCGCGUCCACAGUGGCCGGUGGUCUUGUGAGCCAGGCAAGCCUCUAUGGUCUUGGCUUUGGCACGGCAAGAGGUGGGGUUCCCUCGGCUCGCAUUGCUGUGUAUAAGAUAUGUUGGUCCGAUGGGUGCUACGAUGCCGAUAUUCUUGCAGCAUUUGACGAUGCAAUUGCCGACGGUGUCGAUAUCAUAUCUCUUUCAGUUGGAGGGAGUGAACCCAAAUCUUACUUCAAUGAUUCCAUUGCAAUUGGAGCUUUUCAUGCAAUGCAACAUGGAAUAUUGACAUCAAAUUCUGCUGGAAAUGAAGGUCCUGAAUACUUCACCACCUCAAACAUCUCUCCAUGGUCUCUCUCUGUGGCUGCAAGCACCAUGGAUAGAAAGUUUGUGUCACAAGUGCAGCUUGCAAAUGGAACUAUCUAUCAGGGGGUUGCAAUCCAUACAUUUGAUCUUAUGGGAAAACAACAUCCUUUGAUUUAUGGUGGAGAUGCACCCAACAAAGCUGGUGGUUUCAAUAGUUCCACUUCCAGAUUUUGUGACGAAAAGUCGGUAGAUCCGAGCUUAGUGAAGGGAAAAAUCCUUGUUUGCGACUCCUUAUUACGAGCUUCAACAAUGGAAUCGUUCAAUAAUAAUGGUGUAGUAGGCAUUAUAAUGCAAGGAAGCCGGUUGAAGGAUUACGCUAGCUCUUAUCCAUUGCCUGCUUCCUAUCUCCACAAUGAAGAUAUUAAACUCUCUUCAACAGCUACUAUUUUUAAGAGUAAUGCAAAUUUGGAUGCUUCUGCUCCUUCUGUAGUUUCUUUCUCUUCAAGAGGACCCAAUCUUGUAACUCUCGAUAUUCUCAAGCCGGAUUUGACUGCACCGGGAGUUGAAAUUCUAGCGGCAUGGUCUCCGAUUGCACCGGUGUCGGGAACUGCAAGAGAUACAAGGAGUGUGCUUUAUAAUAUAAUCUCAGGAACGUCGAUGUCUUGUCCACAUGCCACUGCCAUUGCUGUGUACGUCAAAACCUUUCAUCCUACUUGGUCUCCUGCUGCGAUAAAAUCAGCUCUCAUGACAACAGCUUUUAGCAUGAAUGGCAAAGUGAAUCCACAAGCAGAGUUUGCAUAUGGAGCAGGCCAUAUUAACCCACUCAAGGCAAUAAAUCCAGGCUUAGUUUACAAUGCAAGUGAAACGGACUACAUUAAGUUCUUGUGUGGCCACGAAGGUUACACCACCGACAUGGUUCGACAUAUUACCGGCGACAACACUGCUUGUACUCCCACCAACUCUGGUCGAGUUUGGGAUUUAAACUAUCCUUCUUUUGCACUUUCCACAACUCCUUCACAAUCCAUCAACCAAUUCUUCACAAGAACUCUCACAAAUGUUGAAUUCAGAACAUCCUUAUAUAGUGCUAUGGUUUUUGCCCCACCAAGCUUGAGAAUCACAGUGGAACCUCCUCUCCUUUCAUUCAAUGGAAUUGGAGAUACCAAAUCUUUCAAGUUAACUGUUCAAGGAACAGUGAGUCAAGCCAUAGUCUCAGCUUCUUUGGUGUGGACUGAUGGUGUGCAUCAAGUGAGAAGCCCUAUCACAGUCUAUGUUGUCAAUAAAGCUUAG
Benincasa hispida (wax gourd) is the source of this 2211-nucleotide messenger RNA. RefSeq names its product cucumisin-like. The record is from RefSeq and is a predicted model, not a curated record. NCBI's taxonomy places the organism in Eukaryota, Viridiplantae, Streptophyta, Magnoliopsida, Cucurbitales, Cucurbitaceae. Gene Ontology annotation, molecular function: serine-type endopeptidase activity. Gene Ontology annotation, biological process: proteolysis.